Xyrichtys novacula (pearly razorfish) is the source of this 5957-nucleotide messenger RNA. The record is from the annotation of a GenBank genome assembly. NCBI's taxonomy places the organism in Eukaryota, Metazoa, Chordata, Actinopteri, Labriformes, Labridae.
AUACCGGAAGUAGAAUCAUGCGUUACAAUGUGUUACAUCUAUUUUCUUCCGUGUCAGCUCCCCGGAGAAAGAGGGUUCUAUCUCGACAUGUCGUUAAAACGCUAAACUAUCGUAUUUAGAUAUACUUUAAAAUAUGACGGAAAUUCUGAUCAAACUAUAUUUUCCGUAUUGUUUAUUGUUUUUGUCGUUUCAUUCUGAAUUGUUGAGGUUUUCGUCCGUGACCGCACAAGGUAGGUAAACAGCUGAUGAAGAGCGAGUAUGUCAGCAUAUUUACUGUGUUUUUAACUUAAAAUGGUUAUUUCUACUAUUGUUUAAUAAUAUACCGUCUAAGCACAUGAGCCUCGUUUUCUGCUUGAAAUACUAUGGGCUGUUGUGAAGCAACAGAGACGUAUUUAUUUAACAUUUAGUCAGAGUCAAUAGAUUAUAUUGAUUGACUUGAUGUAGGCUUAUAGUUUGGAUGUCAGUCAUACAGUUGGUGUUAAUCAGAAAACUGAUGAACACGCAAAGAAAAUGGCGUUUAAGAAAUUUGAGGACUCUUGAUAUUACUGUACAGGACCUAACUGUACAUUUACCCUUUGUGGAGGAAGGAUGGGUGGCAUGUGUCUAAUCUAUGACUUCAUCUAAAUGUUAGUCUUCCUUAGAAAAACACGGAAGUCCCAUUUCAGCUCAUUUCACCUUUUCUCUUAAUUCAUUGAUUUAAAAUGAGGGUAGAUGUCAGAGCUGAGCUGUAAAAGUCUGAAAUGUGGUUCUGCUUUUCAGUGUGCACACCUAUAGAUAGAUAGAUAGAUAAAAAAAUAAAGUGAUUAGAGGAAAGGUAAGAAUAAAUAUAAAGUGUAGUCAUGUGUAAAGUGACUGAUAAAAACUGAGGUAGAUUGUGCUCUGAGAUUACCUAUCAUUAUGAUCAUGACUGUUGGUUACCAAUCAGUAUUAAUCAAAGAAAGAGGCUGCAGUUAAAAAGAGGAAGAAAAAACUGCUCAAAUCUCAUCUUUAUUAGAAAAGACAAUUCAAGUGAGGUAUGACAGGUGUGUCAUUUAUCCUGAGCUCAUUUCAUUAAUAGGGGAGAGUGGGGUAAGUUGAGCCACCCCUUGUUUCUUGGAAAUGGUAAAAUAAGUUAAUUAUGUGGCCAAAUAUUUAGGAGAUGACGGCUCAACUUAAUCCGCUCCUAUGGUCAACUUACCCCAUACACAGGGUAAGUUGACCAUAGGAGACCACUUUUAUUUUGGCGUGCUAUAUUAUCAAGACAGUUCUGUUUUCACUCAUUCUGUUGGUUUGCAGGGUUAUCCAACAUCCUGAAAUAUCUGCAAAUACACGAGUUAGAGACAAAACUAUGAUUGACUUGAUGUAGUGAUCCGAAAUAUGAAAAAUGGCUCAUCUUAGCCCACUCUCCCCUACCUUUUGUCUUUCAGAUUAUGGCGAGUCGCUGGAGCGCACCCUGUCAGAUGAUGGAGUGUCUGAUUUGGAGAACAGCCCCAAGUUUGUUGAGUCAGAGGACCUGGACUCUUUGCCGAAGAGGCAGUUCAAGACAGCUGAGAUUGCAGAUGCUGUAAUGGGGACCGAAGCUCCGAUCGAUCCAGCUGACAUCGAGUCCCUCUUCCCCAAAAAUGUGAAAGACUUUCAGUCGGGUUUCUCCCCACCUUGUGAUGAGAACAGUGCACAGUGUGCAUCGCCUGCUCUGGCUGCUAACGGAGCGUCACAGGAGGAGGAGAAUGCUGAAUCGGCACAGCAGGUCACUCACUGAAACAUGAACCUCAGUUUUUGUCGUUAAAGGGAUAUUCUGGCGUAAAAUUAAUUUAGGUUCAAACACACCGUAACACCGAGUUAGACACCUCCUCAAGAGAUGAAUGUUGCCGACCGCUUGCUUCUCUAGUUAUACCAACUUUAAUAGCAAUACAGGGAGCCACGCGCUUAACCAAAACGCCACUUUAUAGCCACAAAUAAUGCUCAGAACAAGCACCUAACUUCAUCAACAGUACAUAAAGGGUCCCAGCCAUAGUACUAGCCAUCAAACAUCUUUUUAACUUUGUCUAAUUUCUUUAACAAAGAGACUAAACACAACUCACCUACUCUCUUCCAGAAGCCACUUGUUUGUAGUGAGACCUCAGGCCAGUCCAUUACGGACUACGGCGGGGUGCCACAGCUCAAGGAAGAACAUUUAUGAUCAUUACUUUAUCAUUUUCUUGAAGUGAUAAUCAUCAUAUUGAUCAUUUUGCUCUGCAGACGCAGUAGUUCUUCUGCCUUAGCGUCUCGGUCUUAUUGCAUUUCCAUGAAGACUCCAUAUGUCCUGUUGAUGAAGUUAGGUGCUGUUCUGAGCAUUAUUUGUGGCGUUUUGGUUGAGGUUUGUUUAUGGCUCCUCAGACCGCUGUGUAUUGCUCUCGUGCGGUCAUUACUAAAGUUGGUAUAACUAGAGAAGCAAGCGGUUGGCAAUAUUCAUCUCUUGACGGGAUGUCUUGCUCGGUGUUGCAGUGUGUUUGACCCUAACUUAAUUUUACGUCAGAAUUUAACACCCGCCUGGAGAUGAAUAAUCACUAUCAGAAGCAGGACAGGGUAGUCGGGUUUGUAAAUAACUGAGACACAAGAUCAACAGUGAAGGUUAUUGAUGAUAAAAUUGUUGGUGAAUAAUUAAAAAAUGUUAUUUUGAGUGCUGUUGGCUGGUAAUUUUUUCAAAGGAAGAUUUAGUGAGAAAUAAAUAUUAGAUAAUCACAAAACAGUAUGAUUUUACUUUUCCAAAAUGCAAGUAUUCUGAAUGUUUCAAACGUUUGUAACAGGUCGUUGGAACCAUAAUGGCCAUUUUUAACUCAUAAUACAAACCCUCAAUCAGUUCAUUACAAAGAUAUUCCUCUGUCAUUGACAGUAGUUUCACGUGAUUUUAGGUUUUCAAAGUGUUCGGAGUCGGUAAGUCUGGCUUUGUGACAGCUGACCUCAUUCUGGAUGUUUGUCUCCAGGUCACUCUCGACAUGGUGCACGCAGAAAUCACGCCGACUGAGGAGCAGAACACGACCGAGGCCGCCAAGACGUACAAGGUGAACUGUGAUAAGAGGAACAUCACAGGGAUGGACGCAUUCUCCGUGCAGGUCCUGAACGCUUCACAGGUAAUCCUGCUGUCUUCUGUUAGGAACCGUCCUGAGUGCUUCUGCUUUGAUUUAUCUUGAACCUUGGAGAAACUCAUGAUGGGUUUCAUUCAGCAGACCUGAGGCUGAGGUUAUGUAAAGGUUAAGAUGAACAAAUAAAGCAAAUCUGUAAAAAGACAAUGGAGACGAAUUCUUCACUUCUUCUUUAGAUUUUUACAUCUGUGUGUUAAGAACCAAUUUAGAGCUUAUAGGACCAGUUUCAGGUUUUCUGCAGUCCUCUUUGAUACCCACCGUGAACAUGAUCCCUCUACUUUAGUUCCUUUGAUAAACUGACCCCACCCCUCAGUCCGGUUCUCUCUUCUUCUUCUGUUCAGGAUCUGAUGGAGUUCCUGAAUGUUAACAGCACAGAGUGCUCGGUGGUGUUGUUCUUCACAGCUUGGUGCCAGUUUUCAGCUAACCUGGCGCCUCACUUUAAUGCCCUGCCCCGCGUCUUUCCCAGCAUGCACUUCCUGGCACUGGAUGCCUCACAGCACAGCAGGUAAUGGUCCAUGUUGUAUUGUGUUUGAUCAUGUUUAUCAAGAGGUGCUGAUUUUCUGUCUCUUCCCUUGUGAAGUUGAGAAAAAUUUAAAUAUGUUGCUGUUAGAAAUAAAAACCUUCUUUAUCAUCAUCAUUCAUGAUCCUGUUUUUGUGUCUGACAUCCACUAGCCUGUCCACACGGUUUGGGACGGUGGCAGUACCCAACAUCCUGCUGUUCCAAGGGGCCAAACCCAUGGCUCGGUUCAACCACACCGACAGGACACUGGAGACACUCACCUCCUUCAUCUCCAACCAGACAGGUACGAACGAAGAAGAGGCUUUUGUAGUUCAGGAUGGCUCCUUUAAGGCCGGGUAGGCAGGAUCUGAGGAAGUUCCAGUUUUUAGGAGAAAUCUUGAAUGUAAACUCUACCCCUCCCAACCAGUUUUCCCCUCAGCUCCUCCUCUCCAAUCCCCGCCCACAAACAGAUGCUCCUGCUCGCUCUUAUUGUUCCAAUUAAAUUCAGAUAUAAUGCAGAUAAAUACAGAUAAUUACAAAUGGGGCCCAGUCAACAUGAAAGUCAAACGCAUUGGUGCUACUGUAGAUGCCAACAGACUACCAGCAAACACAAUGUUUGCAGACUUCUACAACUAGGAUAAAGUGACAUAGUCCAGGACCCGAGGUCAACAGUUUAGCGGCGCUACAACAAGCUACAGCAGGUCCGUUUGACAAGAAACACUUCUGUUACAGACACUUGGCUUACUUUGUUAAAGCGGUUUACCUGUCCAGCAGAAAGGUUACAGGGUCACCAAGAUCCCCAAGCGUCCCCCAUCGUUUAUGUUGACCCGGCUUCUUAGCUCUUGUCCAGUCUAACUCCGUUUUAAGCGCCCGUUAUUCCGCCAGAGUCUCCGGUAUUUUUACUUCAUUUUGUUGCUUGUGUUUUCGGUAAUUUCUGGUUGGUUUCUACUGUCCGAUAUUGUAGCACGCUAACUUUGUCUGGGCUCUUGAAUGACACCGAGGAGCAGCGUGUGCCUCACAACCAAUCAGGUUGGGGGAGGCGGAGAAUGGCUUUGUUUACAGGCAGAAAGAGCGGCCCGCUGAAAAAAUUCAAAUGUUGACUACACAAACAUAACAAAACACGGCGAUAUCAUUAUAUUCACAAAUGUCAUCAAUAACUAAUAACUAUUGACUGAUAUUAAAAGCUUUUUUGUAUAAACACCACAAAAAAAGAUGCUUCUUUAACGGAUUCCUGCCUACCCCCUAAAAAGAGUAACUAUUUAUAACACAUUUUUAAUUAGGAGGGUGGAAGAACAAAUCAAAACAAACUUCACAGUACCUUCAUCAGAAAACCAAAACCAACAUUUUCAGUAAUAAAACUAAACUUUGUACUUUAACACUGCUCCACAUCUUGCUGUAAUUUCUUCUCAGGGUUUGAAGCCGGCCCCAACAAAAACCUGCUGGAUGCAGACCGCCUCGGCCCCCUGCCCAGCGUCCCGGUGAAGAGCAUCGACUGGCUGCUGGUCUUCUCUGUCCUCUUCAUCACAGGAUUCACCCUGUACGCCAUCCUACGCACUGACAGCAUCCGCUGGCUCAUACCGGGACAGGAGCACGAGCAUCAGGAGUGAAAACACUCAUGGACUUGUGGUUUUUAGAUGUAUUGAUUCCAUUAAAACUAACAUUUGAUUAUUUUCUUUUGCUUCUGGUGUUUUAUGAAACAAAUGCAAAUAAGUUAUGUUUACCCGUGUGAUUUAAAAUAAAAUAAAAAAAACAAUGGUUUCUGUUAAUGUGUCAUGAAAUGUUAUUUUCUGUUUCUGUUUCAAUUUUAAUCAUAACACUGAGUCUUAAAGGGAUAUUCCGGCGUAAAAUUAAUUUAGGGUCAAACACACCAUAACACCAAGUUAGACACCCCCUCCAGAGAUGAAUGUUGCCGACAGCUUGCUUCUCUAGUUAUACCAACUUUAGUAACGAUCGCACGAUAGCAAUACAGAGAGCCACGCACUCAACCAAAACGCCACUCUAUAGCCACAAAUAAUGCUCAGAACAGCACCUAACUACAUGAUAGUACUAGCCACCAAACAUCUUUUUAAUUUUGCCUUAUUUCUUUAGGAAAGAGACUAAACAAAACUCACCUAGGCUGUGUCCGAAAUGAAUUCCUAACCCCUAACCCCCAAAUAGGGUUUCACUAUAUAGCUGACUGUGAGCUCAAUCGCCGGAGGUUUCCGACACUACAUGGCGCACUGUUGUGACGUCACUGCUCGGACUGCAGCGUCUGAAGUUGCGGCUCUUGUUUUCACAUCUCUUGAAUUUUAUGAUUUUGUACAGAUGUAUUUGUUUUUCCAGGAUGUUUGUGAAAUAAAAAAAUAAUAAUACAAAAA